UGGCUGCUUGCCAGCGCCUAAUUACAAGGACGUUUUUUUAACGAGACCAUUUUUGAGAAAACAGCCUUUCUGGCCUUGGAUCAAGCCACUGUGUAACGAGAAUAAUUAGUAACAAAAGAGUUCAAUAUUGAUUUUAAAAAAAGGGGGUGUACCCCCCCCCCCCCCUUUAUGGUUGGUUGCCAAGGCGAUCUUUGGGAUCAAAUUGGUCGGUUGGCAACAACAGAGUAUAAGGAAAAGCCAAUUUAACAAGACCAUUGUUGAGAAGAAGGACUUUCGUCGGAUCAAGCCAGUCGUGUUUCGCAUCAUCAUUUUAACUCUUGAGCUAUGGACGAGCAAGUCACAUGGGUUUUCCUCCAAUGAAUUUUGGAUUUGACUCUGAGUUUGCUUCAUUUUCCAUGUUUUCAGUGGAUACUCAACUUAAUAGGCUUGUGCAUCUGAAGAUGCUGUCUUAACGAGUAGUAGUUUCUGAGCAGUCACUACCCUUGUACAAGUACCGGUGAGCUGUAAGAUGCAUUCUUCGGUUUUUACCAUCUUUGCUUGUGUGUCGAUUACUUUUGUCGCUCACGUCGCAUCAGAGGGAUGUAGACCAUGGAAUGCAGGUCCGCCCUGUCCUUCGAAGUGGCACCAUCGGAGAGCCUCUUGCUACUUGAUCACAGAAUCCACCAUCAAGUGGUCCGACGCGAGAGCUGAGUGCGGCAACUUGGGCGGCGUUCUCGCAGUGCCGCGCUCCCAGGAAGAGCACGACUUCAUCAUGUCGUUCUUGCCGGGUUACGGGGGCCGGGCGUGGAUCGACUGCAACGAUCAGACGACCGAGGGAAUCUGGGGGUGUACAGAAGGAGGAGUGGAGGUUCAGUACAGGAAUUGGGACCGCGGACAGGCUGGGAAAAAUGCCGCUGAAGACUGCGCAGUCAUUCGGAGUGACUUGCUGGGCUGGCACGACUUUCCCUGCCAUUUUCUGAUUCCAGCGGUCUGCAAGAAGCCUGCGAUGUAAUCUACCUGCCAAGACAACUGACAAUCAACUUAAUUAUCCCAAAACCAGUAAAUAAGACUUAAAGUUUCCCUCGGUGAAGUCAGAAAUAUGAA
This is a messenger RNA of Patiria miniata (bat star), 1083 nucleotides long. Its product is annotated as C-type lectin domain family 4 member E-like. The transcript has a single exon. The record is from RefSeq and is a predicted model, not a curated record. Lineage: Eukaryota; Metazoa; Echinodermata; Asteroidea; Valvatida; Asterinidae. The coding region runs from base 509 to 991 and encodes 160 amino acids.